Molecule: messenger RNA, 2819 nt
Organism: Drosophila nasuta
Lineage: Eukaryota; Metazoa; Arthropoda; Insecta; Diptera; Drosophilidae
Exons: 2
Coding region: 268-2655 (795 amino acids)
Source: RefSeq, a predicted model, not a curated record
AAGUCCAACGAGACGUGACCGGGUGGCGCGCUUAACCGUUCAGCGAGACUCCCCAUAAUAUCGUUUAAAGUGUUCGCCAAAGAGUUAACAGUUUACACUCAGCAAUCUGCAAUCUGCAGUCUUUAGUCUUCAGUCGACUCUCUACAGAUUACACUCUGGAAUCUACUGCAAGGCGUAGCCCCAAUGAAAGUUGUUGCUGUUUUGGUUAUUGGAUGCCUUGAAAGACUUUGACUUUGAGAUCGAUACGCAUUUCUUGAACGUUCCACAAUGUGCAAACUUUUGUGGUUUAGUGUUUGUUUUCUAACACUCUUGCCCCUGGCGCUGACUGCCGUCGGAUCAAAGGUCAAUGUCACAGACGCUCAGCAGACGCUCCAGACACCUCUGAUUGCUAACCACAACUCCACCGGAUCGCUGCUACCGAAAGCUGAGCAACUGAUACGCUAUCGUCGUCAGCCGCCCAAGCGCAACAAGCAGCGACGUCGUGUGAAGGGCAAGUAUGGACCACCCAGCCAUCCGCCUGGACCAUCACAUUCGUAUGGACCACCUGGUCAUCCGCCCGUGAGUUACUACAAGCCCGCGUCAUCCUCGUAUCCAUCGCAUCUGGAAGAGCCAAGCUUUUCCAUUGAGGACUUUCAGCAUUUGAAAUUCGAUGGCGCAGAUUUUCACAUACCUGCCUCCAGCUACGAGGCACAGUCCAUGGAUCUAAAUCUCUACAGUCACGAGCAGGAGGACAACGAUCUCUAUGGCGCACACAAAUUCCCCAGUCUGGAGUACAGUUUUCCUGGCGACGAGUCUCCUGCGCUAGGGUCGGACGAGCACACGCCACAUCAGAAAUAUGGCGUGCCACCACAACAGAGUCACAGUCAUUACAGCUCGAUUCCUAGCUACAGCGGUGGAUCAGGACCAAGCUACAGUUCAGGACCGAGUCACAGUCACAGCUCCAGUUCUGGUUACAGUUCAGGACCUAGCCAUAGUUCCGGGUACAGUUCAGGAUCCAGUCACAGCUCCAAUUCCGGCUAUAGUUCAGGACAUAGUCCCAGUUCCAGCUACAGUUCAGGUUCCAGUCAUAGUCCCAGUUCCAGCUACAGUUCAGGACACAGCUCCAGUUCCAGUUCCGGUUAUAGUUCAGGACCCAGUCAUAGUUCUGGUUCCAGUUACAGUUCCGGUCAUAGUUCCAGCUCCAGCUACAGUCCCAGUCACAAUUCCGAUCCAAUUCCCAGUCUCAGCUACGAGACCAACAGCUACGAGACACCGGACACUUAUAUCCCACAACAAUACGGACCUCCGGCAGCUGCAGCUCCUCCUGCGCCGCCCUCGACACGCUAUGGCGUGCCCUCGGCACCCGCUCAUGUGCCCAGCUACUCUCAGCCAGGUCCACCACCUCCGCCAGACUCCUACUCUAUCUACGAGCAAAAGAUUCCCAACACCGGCUACCAUCAGAACUUUGCAGAGCCGCCACGCGCCUCGCCUAACUAUGAGAUUGCAUACUCGCCGCCUGCCUAUGAGAUCAGCACUUCGUAUCAACCCAAGCAGCCGUCGUAUCAACCACCACCAGCGUCGUCGUCCCACGAUGGUCAUUUUGCAGAACCGCCGCCAGCUGCCCCAUCGCCGUAUACACCACCACAGCAACAUCAUCAUCAACAACAGCAGCCGGCUGAGCCGCCCAGCAGCUAUGGACCGCCGGAUGCACAAGUGCCCACCAGCUACACCAAUGUGGAGCUGCAUCCCACGGCACAGCAGUAUCCCAGCGAGAACUAUGCAUUGCCCUCCGAGGAGUUACCCUUGAAUCCGCAUCACAAAUUCCCUAGCUUUGAUUUUCCCAAGUCCAGCUACGAGGUGCCCAUCUACGAUCCGAUACCCUUCGAGGCAUCCAACAAAGAGGAGCAAGAAUCCUAUCCGCCGAUACUACAAGACCCCGGAUCGAAUGCUUUGCCUCCCUCGGAUGCACAUGCUUCAGGCACUACUCAGAAGAGUCGGAAACGCAAGCGACGUCCCUCAUCCGCAGUGAUCUCUAAGAAACACACGCUGGAUGUGCCUGAACUGCAGGAAGCCUACGAUGCCGACAGUCAUGUGCAGGUGCGUGGCACCGACUUGGACACUGCUGCCUACGGUUCUCGUUACGUGGAGCAAAAGCAGCGUCACUAUGUGGCGGCCACCAGCACAACAACAACACCAGCGCCUUGGAGUCCAAUGCGCAUGCGCAGCACAUCGAGUAGCUCCUUCAUACCCACCAUCAUCACCAGCACACCACCGACUCCUACACAAUCGAGCAGCAGUAGCAGUCGGAGUAGAAGUCGAGGCACCUCGCGCUAUCAUCAGCGCACUGCGAGCACCGUCGAUGGCAACUCGGAGACGCCUUCGACAGCGGUGACCAUACAAAAGUCCCGAUCACAGAGCUACUACGAUGGCACAAUUGCACCGCCCACCUAUCGGCAAUUUGGGCGUGGCACGCGACCCACACGACCAGUUCAGAGUCGUGGAGUGGGCGCCACUUUGGCCUUGCAGCCGGGAACCGAGAGGAAUCCGACGCUGAAACGAACCACCAAAGGCGUCUUCGAUACGACGCUCUUCAAGAGUCCGCAAACCGAUCGCGAAAUGGAACGCAAGCUCAGUGCUUUGCGUCAGAACUUGCCAAAAAAUCACAAACUAUAUUAGAUUAGAAUCUACAUCACAUAUAGUAUAUAUAGAAUAACAUCAAUAUCAUGAUCAGCAGAGAGGAAAACGUCAAGGAUGCGAUGCAGAGGAAUAAACGACUCCGAAAGACUUUGUUAACUGAGCUUAGAUUGUAAGACUAAGAAAAUAAAUUGGACUAUCCAUAA